UGUCCUCAGGCAGCUUUCCCACGCCGGCUGCCCAUUUCUCCCCUCGUGGAAACUCCCUCCGCCUUGGGCCUACGUGGUGGGUUGGGCUUACGUGUCCUGUUUUGUUCUAUCAGGGGCCACAUAUAGUGCACGUUCGACAGGAUGGGGAGUGUGGAGUGACACAAUGAGUAAUGGAAACAUCAUUGUCAAUGGGACUGACUGCCAAGAAGAGAUGUGGGGACCGACAAAGCUCACUCGCGGACCACUGUCUCUACGGCUUGGAUUUCUCUCUUUUUCAUUCGCACUCAGCCUUUCAUUGCUUUGUUGCUAGUACUUGUUAUGUUUGGAUGUUUUUUGUUGCCUAGGCUUUAAAAAGGAGUAGUGUUUUUCGCUCUUCACCUCUAGCUGCUUCCCUGCCAACCAACGCAAUACAACAGCAACGAGAGCCAUGACAAUAAGCUAGCUUCAACGAGAAUCCCAUUUUCAAUUUCAAGUUUUCAACUUUUGAGAAAAACAAGAGGUUCAAGAUCUCUCAUUUACCUGAGUUCCCUCUCAUUGGCCACAUUUUUCCACUGCUUGUGGCGUAUCAAUGAUGGUCCAUAUCAUCAUUUAUUGACAUUUCAAUAUCUGGGUUGAAGAAUGCCUGUUUUGAAGUUCUCAGGGAUCCGCGGAUUAAUUAGUUCUUGCAAUAAUUUUUCUGCUUUUGGGUAUUGUGGGUCUUCGAGAUGGAAUUCGGUUCUCAACAAAAUGAUUUCCACCUAGAACAGCUUGUGGAUGGAAGUUUCAAGAAUUUCAUAUCUGGUUUUUCUCACGAUGAUAUGGACUUAUCUCUUGGGCAAAGCUUGGAUGGAAGUUUCAGGAAGUCUAACUCUGCUAUCUCUGCUCACAGUCUUUCUGGAACUUCAGCUUCAAGCAAGUUCUUUUCUACUUCCAGAAAAUUGUUCAAAGGGCUAAAGGAAUAUGGAAGGAAACUCACCAACCUGGAACGUUUCACACAGAGUCUUGAGGAUUGGGUUCUAGAGAAUUCAUGUGCAGAUUUAGCCAACGAGGAGCAGCAUUUCAGUUCUCCCUUUCUGGUUGAUGAAUUGCACAAGCUUGAUUUAGCAUUGGAGGGGGUGCUAUUUCAGCAGUUGUACCGUAUGCCCUGCUCACGUUCUCUACUAGCUGAUGAGCUUAAAGAAGAUGAGUAUCUUGCACUAGAAGACUUCCUUCAUGUUGUGGCAAAUGGCUUGUGGCGUACUUUUUGGCAUAGAACUGGGCCAUUUCCAUUCUUUGUAUCUUGUCCCCGACAUCCUGGAUCUAAGUUUUAUAGUGUAGAAAAGUCAAUAUCAAGAGGAAGGCUUAAAGAGCUAUGUGGUGUAGCUUUGUUGUCGAAACCUCGGGGUGAGUUGCAACUUCACUGGGACCAAGUGAUGGAGUUUGUAUUAUUUAAGCGAGAUAUAUUGUCAGAAAAUGAGUUGAAAAUUUCUGCUGGCACAAUUUGUGAAGCUCUAUUUUAUGGUUUUCAUAUACUUGUUUCUAGGAGUUUGAGCAAGAUCAGUACUGUCAGCAGUGAUUCUGUUUUCCUUCUGGUUCUAGACUCUAGAUAUGGAGGGGUGGUAAAAUUUGGUGGUGAUCUCAGCAAACUCGAUUUAAACUCAUCUAACCCAUACCAGGCCAUGGCUGAAUGGAUGAAAGCCCACGCUCAAGUUAGUGUUUCCUCAGUGGAUCUGAUGUGGAACAAAUUAGGGAAUGCGAAUUGGGGAGACCUGGGUACCCUGCAAGUACUUUUGGCAACUUUUUACACCAUAGUCCAGUGGAAUGGACCACCAAGAAAGUCGAUAGCCUCAUUGGCCGCAGAUCAUAGCCUCCGCCUUCAGAAGCGUAGGAUGGAGUGUUGCCUUGUUGAGAAUCAAUCUGCAUUGGUUCCCUUCCAACAGGCUGGUCACCAACAUGGAGAGAUUGUUGAACUUGACCAGAAUGAUAAUUCAUUUCUCAGAAAGCAGGCAUUGCGUUUGAAGCUUAAGAAGGGUGAGAUAUUGCUUUUGGAUGAUCAACGGCAGGGGCAGAAAAGUUUCCAAAUACAGGAGUCUCUUGUAGUAGGGAACAAUUUUCUAUACAGCGCUGUUUCUCUUGAUUAUCCAACGAAGUUGUUGUGUUUAUAUGUAGGUGCCCAUCCAUCCAGACUUGAGCCAUCUUGGGAGGAUAUGAGUCUGUGGUACAGUGUACAGAGGCAAACAAAAGUACUAAAUAUUUUGAAGCAACGGGGAAUUUCAAGCAAAUAUUUGCCUGAUAUAAUUGCCUCUGGCCGCAUUUUGCAUUCUGGUCCCUGUAUGAAGCAGAGCCCAGGAGGGCGAUGUGAUCACCCAUGGUGCGGGACUCCAAUACUUGUGACAUCUCCAGUUGGUGAGCCACUUUCAUCUGUUAUUGCUCGGGUUGGCCCAUUCUCCUCCGAGGAAGCAAUCCGCUGCUGCCGAGACUGCUUAGCUGCUCUAAGAAGCGCAGCUAUGACCAGCGUCCAACAUGGUGAUAUUUGUCCAGAAAACAUAAUUCUUGUUGACAUGAAAGAUGCAAGAAACAGUUUUUUGUAUGUACCAAUAUCAUGGGGACGUGCAGUUCUAGAAGACAGGGACAGCCCAGCAAUAAAUUUACAAUUCUCAUCAUCUCACGCCCUUCAGCAUGGGAAACUUUGUCCAGCAUCUGAUGCUGAAAGCCUGGUUUAUCUCCUCUUUUUUAUUUGUGGGGGAAGUAUAGAACAGCAGGAUUCUAUUGAAUCUGCUCUGCAAUGGAGGGAAAGAAGCUGGUCAAUGCGUUUGAUUCAGCAGAAGCUUGGUGAGGUUUCAGCUCUCCUGAAGGCAUUUGCGGAUUAUGUUGAUAGUCUUUGUGGAACCCCAUACCCACUUGACUAUGAUAUAUGGUUAAAAAGAUUGAAUAGAGCUGUGGAUGGCUCAGAUGAUAGAGGUAAGAUGAUUGAAGCAGUAGCCAUAACAUUGAGACUAGAGGAUGUUGCUGAGUCCUCAGGAACCACUGGAGGUGGUACUUAAGCUUAGUGCUGAGGCAGGGAUGAUCUUUGGAUGUUUGCUUUUGUAGCUAAAUUUGGUUUGGAUUCAACCUCAGUUUCUUCAAGAGAUUCUUGGGACGUCAAGAUUUACGGUUUGAUAACUUUUUCAGCAAUAGGUCAUAUUGAAGUUAAGCUGAUUGCAAUUUGUCUGCUGGUUUUCUCUAAUAUGAUUGCAUUGUAAAUUUACUUAAAACGGUGACAUACACCAAAUCUUGUCCUUUACUGGCCUUUUCAUUUAUGACUCCAAGGAGGACAACCCCAGACCUGAGAAAUCCCAUAAAGAAAGAUUAGCCCAAGAUUGACACCUCUUGAUUAUUUUCAGCAGGCAUUAUACUGGAUUAUUCAUUCUGCUGAUGGAAAGCAACAUUUAUAUCUGCUUGGAGAUCUUUUGUUUUUAUUUCUUGUUGCAUCUCCGUGGACAUUCUCAAGUCUACCAAUUUGUUCCAGUUUAUGAGUUAAAAAUAUGCUACUCAAUGUAAGGGAUGAUUGUUGUAAGAUGUCAGGAAAUUUAA
Juglans regia (Persian walnut) is the source of this 3531-nucleotide messenger RNA. RefSeq lists its product as uncharacterized. Bases 705 to 3002 code for a protein of 765 amino acids. The transcript has 4 exons. The record is from RefSeq and is a predicted model, not a curated record. Lineage: Eukaryota; Viridiplantae; Streptophyta; Magnoliopsida; Fagales; Juglandaceae.